AUGUCAAUUCACCACACACCCCAAACCAAACCCUAGAGAUAGAUAUCAGACGGAGAGAGAUACGGUGGGAACGGGUGGUGGUUUGGUGGUGCUACGGUAGCGUCGAAGCGUAGUCGUCACCUCCUUCUCAUAUGACUCCUGAUUUCGACAAAGUUGAGGAUAUGGAUGCUCAAGCUGAAACGAUCGAGUCACGACUACAAUCUUUCCUCGGUCAACUUAAGUCAGAGCUAGGCGUUCUUGAUAGAAUCAUCCACAAAAAUAAAAACCAACAUCGCAGAAGCUCAUACUUCCAAUACUUGUUGAAGGUAAGGCGAGACUGUAAGCUUCUUCAAUCCACUAACUUGUUGGAACUUGUUAAUUCCUCUUUUAUCGUCAUCAACGGGAAUCGGCCUAGGCAAAAGGUUCAACUCUUGGAAAGUUUGAAAAGAAGAAAAUUUGAUGGUGGAAAACAUAAUUUUCUGGCGCGACUUCUGGGUGCUGCACGUCUGCUUUCACAGAUGGCGGAGCCAAUGCUGAAGGCAGCUAUAGAGUUAUCUACUUUGCUUGCUCGAUCUUUUUUUACGGGAUUUUCUACGGCUCUGUUGGCUCUGCUUGCACGCCUUCGAGUUUUGACUCAGCAAAUACUACUCGACGUUGUUGCAGCAUUCAACAUGGUUUCCUCCUUAUCUCGAAAGCGACAAUCCAUCAAACUUAACCAAGAAGGAAUUGAGGUCUAUAGAGAAUACUACCCAACAAAUGAGCAAGUUGUCUAUUUGGAAUGUGUAUGGGAGACUGACAAAUUCGUUUUACUCGAGACAAUGAUCGAAGCCGAGAACACAAAUUCCGAGACAGUAAACGAUGGUGUCGUAUGUCAAGGUUCAUCUAUAGUAGAGUAUGAAAGUAUUGAAACCACUCUUGGCGUCAAUAAACCGGCGGAUGCAACUAUGGACGAAACUUGUGAAGAUGACCCUGCUACCAUGAGGACCGAUAAUGUUUCUUCAACCGACGGUCUUAGUAAUGAUUGUAAACAAGUUGAAGAAGCGGAAGACAUGAAAGAUCAAUCAGGUGUUCUAGAACCUUCCAUAAAGAACCCAGAACAGGAACAGAUUACAUGUUCAAGUUUUCCGGCAGAUCAAGAUUUACCCAAACUUAAACCCAAGAAAGUGGCAUUUAUAUCAGUGAAGAAGCCAGAUGCUUCAAAUGCCAAUGACACAGGGCUUCUUAAUAAGUUAAGUGAUAGUAGUAGGGGUAAUGGGGAUAAAGGAGAUUCAUUUUUUAGUUUGCUCACUGGGGGAAUCUAGAAGAAUAAUUUUAUUUUUUUGGCAGUUGAGGUAGUUGUAUGGGGGUUUUUUGUUUCAUACAUAGAUGUUUUAGGUAAAGAAAAUCCUCUUAGUUUUUGCUCCAGUAACUAUAAGGUUUUGUAUUGGUGAUCCUAUACGCAUUGAAUGUGUUGACUAUGGUAAUCGUAUAACAUGUAGUUAAAUGUGACACACGACGGUUAUGUUUUCGCAUAACCGUCUCUUUUUUUUCUCUC
This is a messenger RNA of Helianthus annuus (common sunflower), 1513 nucleotides long. RefSeq lists its product as uncharacterized. Lineage: Eukaryota; Viridiplantae; Streptophyta; Magnoliopsida; Asterales; Asteraceae. The coding region runs from base 132 to 1280 and encodes 382 amino acids. The transcript is spliced from 9 exons. The record is from RefSeq and is a predicted model, not a curated record.